GCAGGAGGAAAAUGCGGCCUUCCUUAGCAUUAAUUAUUGAAAACAGUACAAGCAGCAGUCUGAUCCUGAGACGACUACGGGAAGCGGAAGGCGGCGUUGCUUAGCAACCAGGGGGCCAAACAAGCGCGAGCAGCAGCUGAGGGCAUAUUUUGGCGUGUUAGCAUUUUAGCUAGUUAAACAUCGUUUUUUAUGUUUAGUAUAUUGCUCUGAUCUCAAUAGUUGUAUCUUUUUUUUUUUUUUUAAGUAUAUUGUCUAAAUUUUCCUACAAGUCAAAUGGCAGGCAAGAAAAAGGAGGCAACAUUGCAGGCUUCUGUCACAAACCAAGAGCAGUGGGAGGAGAUGCUUGCAACUAAGGGUUUAACAGUCGUAGAUGUGUAUCAGCAGUGGUGUGGUCCCUGUCGUGCUGUGGUUAGUCUCCUGCGAAAAGUAAAGAACGAACUGGGUGAUGACUUGCUGCAUUUUGCCACAGCUGAGGCAGACAGCAUUGAUGCUUUGGAGAGGUAUCGAGGGAAAUGUGAACCUACCUUCCUCUUCUAUGGGGGUGGGGAGCUGGUGGCUGUACUGCGUGGCGCAAACGCUCCUAUUCUUCAGAGGAUGAUUGUGGAGGAGCUGGCCAAUGAGAAGCUGGUCCUAGAGCAAAGUGGCGAACGCAAAGUGGUGAAAGAUGAUGGUCUGAUAGAUGAGGAGAACAUAGAAGAGGAGGAGCUGCCACAGCAAUCAGAAAAUGAAGAAAGUAUAAUUGUCCCUGCCAAUAAAUCCUACACAGUUGCCAUCAUUAAACCAGAUGCUGUUGCUCACGGCAAGGCAAAUGAGAUCAUUAUGAAGAUUCAGGAUGCUGGGUUUGAGAUCCUGGCACACGAGGAACGUACACUGACAGAGGCUGAAGCUCGAGGUUUUUACCGACACAAAGCAGCAGAGGCGUGCUUCGAGGAUUUGGUGCAGUUUAUGUCCAGUGGUCCCUCCCAUAUUCUAGUACUCUCUCAGGUAGAGGGAUCUGCUGGUGUUGUACCAGCAUGGCGUGAGUUCAUUGGCCCAGCAGACAUAGAGGAAGCCAAGACAGAAAAGCCAGAAAGCUUGCGGGCACAAUACGGCACAGACACACUGUUCAACUCAGUGCACGGUAGUGAGGACAGCGACCAGGCCAGCAGGGAGCUCGCCUUCUUCUUCCCCAACUUUCGGACGGCUUCGGUAAUAGAGCAGGAUGGGGAGGAAGAGCAUGUGGAGAGGACACUGGCUCUCAUCCGGCCCGACGUUGCCAGGGAGAACAGAGAAGAGAUCUUAGACUACAUCCACAAAUCAGGCUUCACAAUAGCCCUUCAAAGAGAGGUGAUGCUGUCAGAGGAGCAGGUCAGACAGUUUUACUUCCAACAUGUUGAGGAGGACUACUUCCCUGUACUGCUCCAAAGCAUGACCAGUGGGCCGGUGCUGGCUUUGGCCCUAGCCAGAAAAGGGGCUGUCAAUCACUGGAAAAACAUCCUUGGUCCCUCUGACAUUAAUAAAGCCAAAGAGGAGAGUCCAGGCUGUCUAAGGGUGCAGUUUGCUGUGGAAAAUAAGCCUAUCAACCAGCUACAUGGCAGUGGGAGCGAUGAAGAGGCAGAACAAGAGAUUAGCUUCUUCUUCCCUAAACAGCGGACACUGGCAGUGAUCAAGCCAGAUGCAAUGGAAGAACACAGAGAGACCAUUGUGGAGGAGAUUCAUGGCAGAGGUUUCUCCAUAAUGCGACUAAAAGAGAUGGUGCUGUCAAGGGAGAUGGCUGAGGAGUUUUACAAAGAGCACAGAGAGAAGCCUUUCUUUAACCAGCUGGUGGAGUUCAUGUGUCGGGGGCCUUGUAUGAUGCUUGUCCUCACUAAGGAAAAUGCGGUGGAGGAGUGGAGGGCCAUGAUGGGCCCCACAGACCCGGACAAAGCCAAGGAAACAUCCCCGGAGUCUCUGAGGGCCCGCUUUGCUGCAGACAUCCUCCAUAACUCAGUUCACGGCUCGUCCAGCGAGCAGCAUGCGCAGGAGAAGAUCCAGUUUAUUUUCGGUGACUUCAGCACAGAUGCGGAGCUCACCAGUGACGAUCUCAUUUCAGCUAAAGAGGAAGACAGUGCUGCAGACAAAAACACUGAAAUAACAGGAUCCUCAACUGAAGAAAUUUCCAGUAACAAAGAAGAUGACCUACAAACAGGAGGGAGUGUCGAUCCAGAGCACUCAAACUGAAUCAUCACACCUUGUGUUUUCUCUUCUAUUAUAAGCUUAAUGUGUAAAAUCGUGGGAACGGCAUAGCGGCCGUCACUCGAUGAAUCAUGAAAUAAACGAGAUAAAUAUAUCAGAAUUUUUACACCUUUUGUAGGUGGUGUUUCAAGACGACACAUUCAAGAAGUACUGUAGACAGGGAGUCAUGUCCCCUUAAUACCACUGUCGACAGUUUGAUGGCUCUCUCAGCUCACAGCAGCAGCUGCAGGCUAUGUGACAAAAACCGGGAUAAUACAAUCACCAAAAAGCAACUGAUAAUUUCAGUGUUCACAGAAGCCUUUAGUACGUACUCUGUGCCACUGUCAGUACUGUAGGUGGUCUCCUGUAAUUUACUACCAAGGUACUGUGAUAAUACGAAUAAUAUGAAGGUAGUAUAAAGAAUGUCACUCCUGUUUAUCCAGGGGGUGAAUACAGAGGACUGUAACAGAGAGAUUAGGCUUGAGUUUUCUUUUCCUGUUCCCUUAAUUGUUACAGGAUAUUGUUUUAACAAUGGGGCAUAAAUUACAUACGGAAGCUACCUAAAUGAGCUGCAUGAAUGAAGAAAAUAUCAAGUUAUAAAAGCUACAUAAUUGCCAGUAUUUAGAAUUCCUUGUAUAUCAUUUGAAAAAAAGGAUUUGAGAAUUCAACCACUUUGCAGCCCCCAGGACUGAAAAUUUUAGGCAAUGUGGAAAUGCCAAAAACUGCAGUUCUUCUUACGGCUAGGCCUUCCUCUUGAAGGUGGCUCCAAAACCAAAUAAAUACCCAUAGAUUGCCAUAUUAAAAUGCUUAACUUCAGCCAAUUAAAUAACAUGCUUGCAGCCUGGUAUGAAAAGUGGUUUUGUCCCCCUCUAGCUCUGCCACAGACUGGCAACCUGUCCUGAGUGUACCCCACUUCUCACCGUAUGACAGUUUGAAUUGGAUGAUCUGUUAAGAAAAUGGAUGGAUGGAGAGCUAAUGUCCCUUUUCAUAGCAAGUACGCAAGGGCAGUGGGGAACUAAGGUUAAGUUCAUGCAUU
This is a messenger RNA of Archocentrus centrarchus (flier cichlid), 3229 nucleotides long. Its product is annotated as thioredoxin domain-containing protein 3 homolog. Gene Ontology annotation, molecular function: nucleoside diphosphate kinase activity. The transcript is spliced from 17 exons. Bases 274 to 2199 code for a protein of 641 amino acids. Lineage: Eukaryota; Metazoa; Chordata; Actinopteri; Cichliformes; Cichlidae. The record is from RefSeq and is a predicted model, not a curated record. Gene Ontology annotation, biological process: UTP biosynthetic process; CTP biosynthetic process; GTP biosynthetic process.